Molecule: messenger RNA, 3208 nt
Organism: Megalobrama amblycephala (Wuchang bream)
Lineage: Eukaryota; Metazoa; Chordata; Actinopteri; Cypriniformes; Xenocyprididae
Gene: coq8ab
Product: coenzyme Q8A, genome duplicate b
Exons: 15
Coding region: 1092-2834 (580 amino acids)
Biological process (GO): ubiquinone biosynthetic process
Cellular component (GO): extrinsic component of mitochondrial inner membrane
Molecular function (GO): kinase activity
Source: RefSeq, a predicted model, not a curated record
UUUUUUUUUUUUUUUUUUUUUUUUUCAGAGGACAUUACACUUUUCAGUUAAAUAAAUGAAAAUAAGCACAGAGUAUUGCAGUGAAUAAUCAUUUUGAUUCAAGAUGUACUGUAGCCUUUUGUUCUCAUUUAAUGGAAUGACUGCAAAUGACCACAAUUACCAAAGCAGAAGAAACGUCUUUUGAGAAUAGUUUUAUCUUUGUUGUGAUGUCAAACAAAUAUUGUAUCAUUGCGUAAAUAAAAAAUAAAAUAUGUAAUAAAAUAACAUAAAUAAAUACAGUGGGUCUCAAACUUGUUUAUGAAGUCAAUGAGCAAUAAGCUUACUUACACCAGACUAAUGCAAGAAUGUGAAGAUUUUUACAAGCACGUCCAGCAUAUUCAUAGUAUAGUCAAAGACAUAACAUUGUUCAUUAGAGUAAACUAUAGAAAUGUCCAGGCAGAAAAAGUCAGUUUAAUGUAGUGAAAUGAACUUUAAUUCUGUCAGAAUUAAAAUGCAGAACUUGCUUUUACCUGUAGAUGGCAGAAAAUACUUCAUAUUUGUGUCUCCAAUCUACAAAAGGGCGGUCUGUAGGCAGGGUUGCCAAGUCUUGAGGUUUUCUUGCAUAAUUGAGCUUUUACUCCGCGGUUUAAAGGCAAAGACUAUUAUUGACAUAUUGCAUAAAUUAUAUUUGACUGAUAUUUUAUAUUCUACCAAUGAUAACACUUAACUAGAUGUUAAGUUUUCAUUGUGCAUAACAGUGACUGUAAAAUAUGUAUUUUAGGUAUGGGAAUGGCACGUGAGUUUUAAUAUUUGAGAUAAGGUCAUUGUGCUAUUUUUUGAUUGGCCAUUGGGCUAGUUUUGUUACGCAGACUUGGCAACCCUGACCGUAGAGCCGCGCGCCGCCUAGAGGAAGAAGCGCUCGGUGAAUCUUUUUUGUUGCUGCUGGUAACUUUUGCUGCUGUCUCAGUUCCUCAGCUCACUGUUUUCACACUGUUUCUUUUGCAUAUCAUCGUAUGUUUGGACUGCUCACGGAAACUUAAUGGAGUUUGAUCACAGUCUAUCAUAAAUGAAGACUUCAGUGAAUGACACUAAGGAAUAUACUCUGAAAGGGAAUGAAAAUGGCAGUUGAUUUGUUAUUGAUGAGGGGAAUCAACAGGUUCAGAAAAGUUACACUUGGAGGUCAAAAACGAGUCCUUUUUAACACACUUCACCUGAAAGAACAGGAGUGUGGCAGUUGCAGACACCAGAAUGCCUCCAGGUUUAGUGGCGUGGUGGGUGUUGUUGAAUGUGCCAGAGGUCGUGACAGGUAUUUGGGGAGAUCUGGACACAGGCUAUUUGGAGAGGCUAUUCGUCCAGCUCAACAGCACGUCUAUGGACAGAUCUGUUUAUUCCACCUAGAUCACAGAUAUUAUAGUGGACUGAAAAGAGAAGGUGUUGACACAACCAAAGAUGCCAAACCACCUGAUUCCAGAAAACAUAAGCAAAUGCUAAGCGAGAGUGCCAGAGAGAGAAAAGUGCCAGUCACGAGGCUGGGAAGGUUGGUAAACUUUGGAGGUUUAGCUUUUGGACUGGGCCUUGGAGCCAUUGCUGAAGUGGCAAAGAAGAGUCUUGCACCUGGAGAUAAAUCAGGACAGAAAAAAGCAAUUCUGGACUCAAACCCCUUCAUAUCAGAGGCCAAUGCUGAAAGGAUUGUUCGGACUCUCUGCAAAGUGAGAGGAGCCGCACUUAAACUGGGACAGAUGCUCAGCAUCCAGGACGAUGCUUUCAUCAACCCUCAGCUUGCAAAGAUCUUUGACCGUGUUCGACAGAGCGCUGACUUCAUGCCCACCAAGCAAAUGAUGAAAACGGUGGUCGGUGAUCUGGGCCCAAACUGGCAGGAUAAACUAGAGUACUUUGAGGAGCGUCCGUUUGCAGCUGCCUCUAUCGGUCAGGUUCACUUGGCCAGAAUGAAGGACGGCAGAGAGGUGGCCAUGAAAAUCCAGUAUCCAGGAGUGGCCAAAAGUAUAAACAGCGACGUCAACAACCUAAUGACAGUCCUCAGUAUCAGCAAUGCUUUACCUGAAGGUUUGUUUCCUGAGCAUCUCAUAGAGGUCAUGAGCAGGGAAUUGGCUUUGGAGUGUGAUUAUGUACGGGAAGCCAAAUGUGCCAAGAAAUUCCAGGAGUUACUGAAGGGCCAUCCUUAUUUCUACGUGCCAAAUGUUGUGGAUGAACUGAGCAGCCAGCAUGUCCUCACCACGGAGCUGGUGUCCGGUUUCCCUUUGGAUAAGGCUGAUGACCUGCCACAGGAACUCAAGAACGAGAUCUGUGAGCAAAUUCUGAUUCUGUGUUUGCGUGAACUCUUUGAGUUUCGAUACAUGCAGACGGAUCCGAACUGGUCAAAUUUCUUUUUUGACCCACAAACACACAAGGUUGCUCUGUUAGACUUUGGAGCCACUAGAGGUUUUGAUGCGAGCUUCACUGAUGUCUAUAUUGAGAUUAUCAAGGCUGCUGCAGACAGGAACAGAGAGGGAGUUUUAAGACGGUCGAUCGAUAUGAAAUUUCUGACUGGAUAUGAGUCAAAGGCAAUGGAGGAUGCCCAUGUGGAUGCGGUGAUGAUCCUUGGGGAAGCGUUUGCUUCAGACGAGCCGUUUGACUUUGGUUCCCAGAGCACAACAGAGCGGAUCCACAGUCUGAUUCCUGUGAUGCUGAAGGAGCGUCUGACUCCUCCGCCAGAGGAAACCUACUCACUGCACCGAAAGAUGGGUGGCUCCUUCCUCAUCUGCUCUCGCCUGAAGGCCAAGAUAAGCUGCAAAAACAUGUUCCAGGAGGCCUACGCUAAAUACUGGACAGAUCGGCAAAAGGAAACUGCAAAAUGAACCAUUGGGCAUAUCAAAGUGUGUGUCUGUGUGUGUGUACAAGACAAAAAUGGAUUUGAAAAGAAUUAAAUGCAUAAUGCUAGAAUGAUGAAUAUGCACUUUAUUUACAGCAGUAAAUGGGGGGUCUUUGGCUGUGGAUUAUACUUGAAUAAUAUAAUUUAAUACGUAUAUAUCUACGAACCAGGAGAAAACUGUUAAAAGUUAUUGUUUUGUGAUGUGUGGUUUGCAUUUCAAUCUUGAGUAAAAUAUACUUUUGAAGUUACAGAACCAAAUAUUACCUAAAUUGUCAAGAUGACAUCAGACAUAAAAAGCAUAUAUUUUUGUUUAUUUUGUGAUCCAAUUCACUGGAAAAUAUUAAAAAAUCUGUCAUUGUU